UACGGAUUGCAAUAUUAGUCGCCAGUUUCAGACAAGGAAAGUGCAAGCAUAUGUCGUCAGAUUAAUUUUAGAAUAAACAACGAAUUCCCACAAUAGCAAUGAACAAAGAAGAUGCCAUUCGCUAUUUUACAGAGUACAUGUCCACAAACCAGGACAUCUCUGCAGCUGUGGCAGCUAUCAACACACUCAUAGAAUACCUCAAACUUAGUCAAGCUGAGACGUUAGCUGGUCUAAGGGAUGGCUUGAAGGAAUGUAUCAGAUGGCUGAUGGAAACAGACAGUUCAGUGACAGCCAUCUCAUCAGGAUGUGAGCUCUUUCUAAGGUUCAUCACUCUUGCAGCUUUAGAUCACAAGAAUUUUGAUGAAUGCAAGAAGAUCCUAGUGAACAGAGGGAAUAUAUACCUAGACACGGUAGCUGGAUCAAGAGAUAAGAUUGCCAAGCUUGGUCAUCCAUUCAUCACACAUGGAGCUAAUGUUCUGACUCACUCCUACUCUAGGGUGGUAGUGAAGGUGUUAAUCGAAGCAUUCAAGGCUAAGAAACGAUUCAAUGUCUUUGUCACAGAAUCUUGCCCAGACAAAUCAGGACUAAAGAUGGCCAAGGAGUUAGAAGACAUUGGGAUUCCAACUGUAGUUAUCUUGGAUUCAGCUGCUUGUUACCUAAUGGAGCAGAUUGACUUGGUGAUAAUGGGAGCAGAAGGAAUCGUGGAGAGUGGAGGUAUCAUCAAUAAGAUUGGAACCUACCAGAUAGCAACCUGUGCCAAGGUGGUUAAUAAACCAGUCUAUGUUGUAGCAGAAAGUUUCAAGUUUGUUAGGAUGAUCUACCCACUCAACCAACAAGAUGUCCCUGAUGAGUAUAAGUACCCAGCCUCUAAGAUGAAGAACAAUGCAGAUCUAAACCAUGAGCAUCCACUCAUUGACUACACUCCUCCAGCAUUCAUCACCCUGCUCUUCACUGACCUAGGAGUUCUUACACCGUCUGGGAUCAGUGAUGAACUCAUCAAACUCUAUUUAUGAGGAUGGGUACUCUUCCUUUUUUGUGGUUAUCACCAUCAGCAGGCAUCAGCAGGCAUCUGCUAGGAACUCAUCAAACUCUAUUUAUGAGGAAGUCAUUCUUAUGUCCUGCCUUAACCUGUGAAUGUUCCUGUGAAAUGGGAAUGUUGCUCAGUAUUGACCGAGAUCUCAGCAAUGAAUUCAUCAAACUCUUUAUGAGGCAGGAUUAUCUCUCUGCCUUGUUGGACAGCCUGUCUUAGUUUGAUUCCUUGAUGAAUGUAACAUCGAGUUGUGGAUCUGGAUAUAUCACACAAGCAGGAAUCAGCAAUGAACUUGUCAAGCUAUCUUCUGUGAAAGCUAUAGACAGAUGGAACAUUCCUGUGAUCUGGACGUCAUCACGUCGGUCAUCACACUAUCAGGCUUAUAACUCAUUGAACUAUUUAUUAGGUAGAAUAUUCUGUCUAAAACUUCAAACAUACUGUCCAGGUCUUCUUAAAUGAUUUGAGGAUUGCGUGAUGGGAUAUCCUUGAAAUGUCACACCAUAAUAAAAAAAGGUGUGAUUAAAUGUAACUUGAUUUUCAACCAAUCAGGAUAACAUAUUUGGGACCUGUGAUUAAUUUCUUGAGUUGCAUACAAUUUUAAUUUUCUAUGCAAGGGGGCAUACUAGGGAUACUUCUGUUUUUGUCUGAACCUGGUUAAAAUAGACAUGUUAAAAAGAUAAAACAUAUCUUAUAGUACCUUCAACAUGAGUAAUGUAAUGUCAUAAAUAUCCAAGUAGUGAAUAAUUGAUUAGUGUUUGUCAAGGCCAUAUACUUCUUGCUUCCUUAAUGUGGAUUACUUUGUUUCUUAUCACUACCAGUCUUCCAUUAGCAGGGUUUAAAAUUACACUUGCCUGGGUGCCAUUGAUGUUUGAUGAUUAUUUUACCUGACUGCUAAGAAACCACCCAAUAUGGGGGAUAUUAAUAAAUGUAAAAUCAAGAGCCCUGCAUUGAUCUGGAAUCACUCCAGUUUCUUAAUAGCCAUUUACUGUAUCUUCUUUGAUAAGAUAUCAUUAGUUAUUGAAACAAGGGGUUGAUAUAUGAUAUGGCCCAAUUUAAAUUACUUUGAAAGAAGUGCAACUGUAAAGUACAAGAAGUAUCUAACUUUCUGAUCUAACAUCAAACGAAUAUAAUAAACUGGUUAUGGGAGCUUUAACGUACCGCCGUUUAUAGCACAUGGGCCUUAAGCUUAUCAGGAUCUCGUGCUAUCAAGAGCAUUAUAAAUGGUGGUUUGCUUUCAGUAACAGACAAAAUAAGAUAAUCAGUUAAAAUUAUUUCUUCUCUGAUAUUUAGAAAUUCAGAUAUGAGCAUGUGGGAAGUAAAUAACUCGUGCUCUGGCCAAUAGUAUGGGCUGGUAGACUAAGAAGAAAUCAUGUUCUUCAGAACUAUAAUAAAUAUUAUUAUGUUUCAAUUCAUGUGAAAAUAAAGUUGAAAUCUUUUAUUACACA
This is a messenger RNA of Strongylocentrotus purpuratus (purple sea urchin), 2475 nucleotides long. Its product is annotated as translation initiation factor eIF-2B subunit alpha. The transcript is spliced from 9 exons. Gene Ontology annotation, biological process: translational initiation. Gene Ontology annotation, molecular function: translation initiation factor activity; guanyl-nucleotide exchange factor activity. The record is from RefSeq and is a predicted model, not a curated record. Gene Ontology annotation, cellular component: eukaryotic translation initiation factor 2B complex. NCBI's taxonomy places the organism in Eukaryota, Metazoa, Echinodermata, Echinoidea, Camarodonta, Strongylocentrotidae. Bases 99 to 1013 code for a protein of 304 amino acids.